CAUCUCCUUAUCCACAAAGCCCAGAACCCUCUCGUUUGCUCCCGGUCUGAAAAAUGGCGACUGCAAAUGCUCUCUCCUCUCCCUCUGUCCUCUGCUCUUCACGACAGGGAAAGCUGAGUGGUGGAAGUCAGCAGAAAGGUCAAAGAGUAAGCUACAGGAAAGCAAACAGACGCUUCAGCGUUAGAGCAAAUGUAAAGGAGAUUGCUUUCGACCAGAGCUCAAGAGCUGCUCUUCAAGCUGGUAUCGACAAGCUUGCUGAUGCUGUUGGUCUCACUCUUGGCCCUAGAGGGAGGAAUGUUGUGUUGGAUGAGUUUGGUAGCCCCAAGGUUGUGAACGAUGGAGUCACCAUCGCUAGGGCCAUUGAGUUACCUGACGCCAUGGAGAACGCUGGUGCAGCACUCAUCCGCGAGGUUGCGAGUAAGACUAAUGACUCAGCUGGCGACGGGACAACAACUGCUUCCGUCCUGGCUCGGGAAAUCAUCAAACACGGUCUGUUGAGCGUCACUUCCGGCGCCAAUCCUGUCUCCCUCAAGAGAGGAAUCGACAAGACCGUUCAAGCUUUGAUAGAAGAGCUUGAGAAGAGAUCUAGACCUGUCAAAGGCGGUAGCGACAUCAAAGCCGUGGCUACAAUCUCAGCUGGAAACGAUGAGCUUAUUGGAGCGAUGAUCGCUGACGCCAUUGACAAAGUGGGACCUGAUGGUGUCUCUCUUGAGUCCUCAUCCUCCUUUGAGACCACCGUCGAAGUCGAAGAAGGGAUGGAGAUUGACAGAGGCUACAUCUCCCCUCAGUUCGUUACCAACCCCGAGAAGCUGCUCGUCGAGUUCGAGAACGCGAGGGUGUUGAUCACUGAUCAGAAGAUCACCGCCAUCAAGGACAUCAUCCCCAUCUUGGAGAAAACCACUCAGCUUCGAGCUCCGUUGCUGAUCAUCGCUGAGGAUGUCACAGGGGAGGCCUUAGCAACUCUGGUUGUGAACAAACUCCGCGGUGUUCUCAACGUUGUUGCUGUUAAAGCUCCAGGGUUCGGAGAAAGGAGAAAAGCUAUGCUUCAGGAUAUAGCAAUCUUGACGGAGCCGAGUACCGCCCUUGACAUGGGCCUGCUGGUGGAAAACACGACCAUAGAUCAGUUGGGGAUUGCUAGAAAAGUGACUAUCAGCAAAGACUCGACCACGCUUAUAGCCGACGCAGCUUCCAAGGACGAGCUUCAAGCUCGUAUCUCCCAGCUGAAGAAGGAGCUCUUCGAGACUGACUCUGUGUAUGACUCGGAGAAGCUCGCUGAGAGGAUUGCUAAGCUCUCUGGUGGUGUUGCCGUCAUUAAAGUCGGAGCAGCGACUGAGACCGAGCUCGAGGACCGUAAGCUUCGUAUUGAGGAUGCAAAGAACGCAACGUUCGCUGCUAUCGAGGAAGGAAUAGUUCCCGGUGGUGGCGCCACGUUGGUGCAUCUCUCCACUGUGAUUCCCGCCAUUAAGGAGACGUUUGAGGACGCUGAUGAACGUUUGGGAGCUGAUAUAGUACAGAAGGCAUUGGUGGCACCAGCUGCGCUUAUUGCGCAGAACGCUGGAAUCGAAGGGGAAGUUGUGGUGGAGAAGAUUAUGUUCAGUGAAUGGGAGCUAGGGUACAACGCCAUGACUGAUACCUAUGAGAAUCUGUUGGAAGCGGGAGUGAUUGAUCCAGCUAAAGUGACGAGAUGUGCGCUGCAGAACGCUGCUUCGGUUGCAGGGAUGGUGCUGACCACUCAGGCCAUUGUUGUUGACAAACCUAAACCCAAGGCUCCUGCUGCUGCUGCACCUGAGGGCCUCAUGGUGUAAUGAAGUUUGCACAUCUAUCAUAUUUGUUGUCCCCAACUAUCUUGCAAUGUUUUUUUUUCCUAUGGGGAAAUGAGUAGCUUUGUUUAACGAGAAAUAAUAUUUUUAUAUUCCGAGUAAGGAUUGUUCUGAUUGCAAAAUAAAAUGUUUUUGUAUUCAAAA
Molecule: messenger RNA, 1964 nt
Organism: Brassica napus (rape)
Lineage: Eukaryota; Viridiplantae; Streptophyta; Magnoliopsida; Brassicales; Brassicaceae
Product: ruBisCO large subunit-binding protein subunit alpha, chloroplastic-like
Biological process (GO): protein refolding
Molecular function (GO): ATP binding; ATP-dependent protein folding chaperone
Source: RefSeq, marked provisional